AUGUCGGGCAUGGAGGUGAUCGGCCUAGCUCUCGCCCUAUGGCCCGUGGUCGGGUGUCUCAACGAGCUUUACUCGUCGGUCAAAGAUGGGUCUGCCAGCCGGUGGGCCAUGACCAUCAAAGUUCAGGAGCGCAUCUUUAAGGAGUGUGUGCUCAAACUGUUGCAGGGCGACGAGGAUCUGUCAGAAAAGGACCGCAUUGGCCUGAUCACCGGCGACAAGAGCUUUACGAGCCUGUGGCAGGACGCCGAGUUCAGUGCGCGGCUUGAGAGCCGUCUGGACAAGGAGCUGUGCAUGCUCAUCAAGCACGAGGUCUUGGAAAUCUCCAAGCUGGUCUCGAAUUUGCAGCGGUACCUUGGCGGGAUCAAGACAGAGCCGGUGGCCAAGCGGGUACUGCCGUCAUUCCGGGACGUGAAGAGGGUCCUGCGCAAGGACGAGAUCAAGAAGAAUCUGGACUACCUGGCGUUCCAUAACUCGGCGCUGCGCAAGCUGCUCAAGACCUGCUCGAGCACGGCGUACGCGGAUGCCAAACCGGCGGCGAACACGGUGCAGCGGCAGAGCACAUUGCAGGAAGAGCGGCAAAAACGGAUCGACGCACAGUUCUUCAACGGCUUCCACGAAGUGCUCGGCAAGAGCUUCCGGUGCAACUGUCCAGCGGGCCACGAGGCGAACCUGUCGGUGACGGACACGAUGGUCAUGUUCCAGUCGUCCGACCUGUCGCGUGUCAUGUCGAAUCUGCGACUUCGCGGGCGAUCGGCCACAAUGGAGAGCGAUAUGACAGCGUAUGACGACGCAGAUGACGACGAGGACAUGAUGAGUGAAUGGAUCCGGUCGACGUGGUCCCGCGCGCGGCAGGGCAGCCUGUCGACGCGGCCAGGCGACAACCCGGCACUGCUUGUCAAGUACAGCGAGAGCCGCGGGGUGCAAAACUUUACGCCCAUCCCGGACCUCUGUCAGUGGAUCCACGCGGUGCGCAUGUCGCCGCCCAACUCGCCCAAGAUGAGGACGGAAGAGUUGCAGGGCGUGCUCGGUGCCCAUGAUGGUAAGCGGUACACAGUGCGUGCACCGCGGCAGCACACGGCGCUCACCAUUGUGUCGAUGGAGGAGUGGCUCGCGACGUGCGGCACGGAGAGCAAGCGGCGGCGCGUGCGGGCAGAGCUGGCGAUGAACCUGGCGGCCACGAUCCUGCAGUUCUACCCGACGGCGUGGAUCGAGAAGACGUGGACGUGGCAAAACUUUUCGGUGGCGCGGCAUGAGUCGUCCCACAACCUGAUGAUCACGCAGCGGUUCUGGUCGCUGGACAUGCCGCGGCGGCAGAGCCUCAAGAAGACGCCAGCCGCUGCGCCGUCCAAGUUCUGGAGCACCUUCCAAGACCUGGACCCGAUGCUCGUGCGGCUGGGGUUUGGGCUGAUCGAGCUGGCGCUGGGCAAGCGGCUGGCAGACAUCCGAAUGGACAAGGACACAUCGGCCGAGGGUGGCGGAAGCGGUGGAGACAGCGGUAGCAGCGACGCAGAUCUGGCCGACUACUACACGGCGGUGGAUGUUCUCAACAGCAACGAGAUCGAGGACGAGAUCGGCGUGACGUACCAGCGCGUGGUCGAGGCGUGCCUGCGAUGCCGCGUGAUCAGCGACGUGGGCAUCAAGCUGCUCAAGUCGAAUUCGAGCAAAUUCGAAUCGGACUUGGAGCGGUUUGUGGUCGAGCCACUGCGACGGCACCACUCGUCGAUCUGGGGCACAGCACAGGUGACGACGUAUUAG
Molecule: messenger RNA, 1755 nt
Organism: Sporothrix brasiliensis 5110
Lineage: Eukaryota; Fungi; Ascomycota; Sordariomycetes; Ophiostomatales; Ophiostomataceae
Exons: 2
Coding region: 1-1755 (584 amino acids)
Source: RefSeq, a predicted model, not a curated record